Messenger RNA from Amphibalanus amphitrite, 1000 nucleotides. RefSeq names its product peptidyl-prolyl cis-trans isomerase Fkbp12-like (gene Fkbp12). Lineage: Eukaryota; Metazoa; Arthropoda; Thecostraca; Balanomorpha; Balanidae. Bases 151 to 477 code for a protein of 108 amino acids. The transcript has 4 exons. Gene Ontology annotation, molecular function: peptidyl-prolyl cis-trans isomerase activity. The record is from RefSeq and is a predicted model, not a curated record.
GGUUGGUUUCGUACGUUCGUACGUGACGUUGGAUUGUGGGGGCGUGGGGCGUAAAUUAUUGGCAGUUUCUGAUUUUACUGUGCUAAUAAUUUUUUGUUUUGUUUUCAGAUAUAUUCUGCAAGUUCGUGAAUACAUUCCAUCCAAUCCAAUAUGGGUGUCGAAGUUCAAACCAUUACUCCAGGUGAUGGCCAGACCUUUCCGAAGACAGGUCAGAAGGUGUUUGUACAUUACACUGGCACACUGACGGACGGCUCCAAGUUUGACUCAUCCCGGGACCGCGGCCGGCCGUUCACCUUCAACAUCGGCCAGAAGCAAGUGAUCCGCGGCUGGGACGAAGGUGUGGCGCAGAUGUCCAAGGGCCAGCGGGCGAAGCUGAUCUGCUCGCCUGAUUACGCAUACGGCGCGCGCGGCCACCCGGGCAUCAUCCCGCCCAACGCCACGCUGCACUUUGAUGUGGAGCUGAUCGACAUUCAGUGAACGGCUGGAUCCCGCUCACCGGCCGGCCGCCGAUGGCCCGCGUCGAUAACCCGCCGGUUUGUGGAACGGAGUCGGCCGGCAGCUCUGGUACUAACGGUCUGUCAGCCGCGGACACGCCCCCCAGCGGCGGCGGAACCGCUGGGCAUCGGCCGAGCGACGCCAGACACCGGGAGACCGCCACUGAAGGCAGUGCGCGAGCGACGCGAGUGGCGCAAGUGGUCCGUACACUAGUGUCGCCUCUGGACCGUGAUCCAGCUUGGUUUCGACUGGAGAGUACUGCCGUGAACCGUGCGCCGUCAUCUAACAGCGAAUCGUGUCCGCGAGAUCUGCAGCAAGCUAUGUCCCAUCACCCCACCCCGGCGUGUCUUUGUCUCUGUCUGUCUGUCCGCGGGCCGUAUCGUGCCCCGUCUUACUAGUACCCCGCUCCCGUGUCCGCGUGUCCUCUGUGUGUCCUGCCGUGUCCGCUGUCUACCCUGACCGGUCGGCCGUCCGCGUCCUCCAAUACACGACUGCUCACAGCCGA